Mesitornis unicolor (brown roatelo) is the source of this 897-nucleotide messenger RNA. It is a transcript of the gene STX17, whose product is annotated as syntaxin 17. Gene Ontology annotation, cellular component: plasma membrane; autophagosome membrane; endomembrane system. The transcript has 7 exons. The coding region runs from base 1 to 897 and encodes 298 amino acids. The record is from RefSeq and is a predicted model, not a curated record. Gene Ontology annotation, molecular function: SNARE binding; SNAP receptor activity. Gene Ontology annotation, biological process: intracellular protein transport; exocytosis; vesicle fusion. Lineage: Eukaryota; Metazoa; Chordata; Aves; Mesitornithiformes; Mesitornithidae.
AUGUCUGAAGAUGAUGAAAAAGUUAAGCUCCGUCGAAUUGAACCUGCCAUUCAGAAAUUCGUUAAAGUGGCAAUUCCAACAGAUUUGGAGAGGUUAAGAAAGCACCAAAUAAAUAUUGAGAAGUAUCAGAGAUGCAGGCUGUGGGACAGAUUGCACGAAGAGCACAUCAACGCAGGACGAACAGUUCAGCAACUCCGUGCCAACAUGAGAGAGAUGGAGAAACUCUGUUUGCGAGUCCGACAGGAAGACAUCCCCGUUCUGCAGAGAAUGAUAAAUCCUGUUAAAGAGGAAGCUUCACUGGCCAUAAAGGACUUCCUGCAGCUCCAUUCUCAAUCUGCAGAAGAACUUAAAAGGCAACUCGAAGGACAGGACGAUGCCUCUUUAACCAGAUCUGCAACUGUAGGAGGAGGUAAAACUUUGCAUAACAUGGAAGAAGUGAAGGAUGGCUCCCAAAGUUUAAUCCAGAUCUCCUGCCUUCCCGAAAUACCUCAGGAAGAAAAUGCAGCAGAGUCCUGGGAAACUUUGGAAGAGAACUUGAUUCAGCUUAGCCAGUUGGUGACUGAAUUUUCUGUCUUAGUCAACGCACAGCAGGAGAAGAUUGACAGGAUUGAAGACCAUGUCAGCAGCGCCGCUGUGAAUGUUGAAGAGGGAACCAAAAACUUGGGGAAGGCUGCAAAAUACAAGCUGGCAGCUCUGCCUGUGGCAGGUGCAGUCAUUGGUGGAGUGGUGGGGGGUCCUAUUGGUCUCCUCGCAGGCUUCAAAGUGGCAGGAAUUGCAGCUGCACUUGGUGGUGGGAUUUUGGGUUUCACAGGUGGAAAACUGAUACAAAAAAGAAAACAAAAAAUGAUUGAGCAGGUCUCUACCAGCUGUUGCCAAAGUGCCAAAAAAUCCAGCUGA